AUGUCGGACACUCCUCCGAAGCGCACUCGUGGGAAGCGAGGUGGUGAUCCAUUUCGUCGCUCGCAAGUGAAUCGCAAGGCUGCUGGCCUGGUCUCCCACCUGGACUACCACGAUCCGGACAGUUUUGAAGCUGAUCGUAUUGCCCAGGAAAGGAGAGAAGAGAGGUCACGCUCAGUCGCAAAAACUGGGGCUGUGGCAAAGGGGCCAGUUGAGCCAAGGUAUCCUCCAAGGGCUGUACCAGCUGCUUCUGUGGCUGGUGGAGAGUCAAGGAGGGGUGUGCCGCAGAGGCAGGUCACUGUGACCCAGUCCUCGGUGGUGGUGCCUGCUCGGCCGAUUCCGCCGCCUCCAGCUCCGAGUGGUGCAGCUGAGGGCCAGUGGCAGCUGUCUUGGGUGUGGGUUCCGAAUUCGGAAGAUCCUGGGGCUGCUUCGUCGGUGGAUAGGUCGGCGGCUCCGACUGCUCCACCAAAGGCACCUUCAAGGAGGAGAUCAAGGUCGCCAUUGAGGAGGAAGAGUCCAAAGGGUGUUCCUGCAAAGCCUAGCAAGGCAGGUACAUCUGUGGCCGAGGCAGAAACUCCAGUUGCCAAGGCCGACACUCGGGUGGCUGAGGCUCCAAAGGAGAGCGCUAGGAAGCAGUUGCCGAGGCCAAGAGUGAAACCUACUGCGGAGACAACUGAGGCAACUUCAUCACGGCCGAGGUCGCCAAAGGUGACAGGGGCAAAGGCUGUGUCUGGCACAGCUGAGGAGGUGAUAGAAGUUGAGGAGGAGCCUGCGAGGAGCUCUUCACCCCUUCCGACAAAGAAGAAGAAGGCUAGAGGAGCUGCUCCGAGUUCCGGUUCAAGGACCUCGGUUGGGGCUGGUGGUGCUGAGAGGCCAUUAAUUGGUUUGGAUUGGCAUCGCACUUUGAGCCACGAGAAGUACACCGAUAGUGGGGUGAAGGAAUCCUUUGGAGCUCCAGAGGAAGGGUUUGACUUCUGCGUGGUGUCCUUCUCCAGCAACGUGGGUACUCAGAGGCAGACGCUUGACGGUGCUACGAACCUUCAGGCCCAGCUAGAGCGCAACUUCACGCAGAUCUCCAUUGUGCCUCGGAAGAAGACCUCGGACUACGCCAGGAAAGCGAGCAUCACAGGCAAUUGGGAGUCCAAGGCAGAGCUUGUCCGGGAUCUUGGGUGUGCUAUCUACAUCGACGACCAGGAGGAGUUGUGCCAGGACAUCAGAUCCUUGCAGUCAAGUCGUGCUGUGGGGAACAGGGUCCAGACUGUGGUUGCAAACAGUCGUUCUCCGACGGACUCGCUGAAGCCCCUUGCCAAUUUGGUGAAGGACAAGGAGGUCAGUGAGUUCCCAGUGCCAUCGGUGCUCAAGUCCUUCAAUUGA
Messenger RNA from Cladocopium goreaui, 1371 nucleotides. The record is from the annotation of a GenBank genome assembly. NCBI's taxonomy places the organism in Eukaryota, Dinophyceae, Suessiales, Symbiodiniaceae.